AUCAAAAGUUGGGCUACUUUUCAGGCAUUUUGGGCGGGUUUUGAGCAGUCGUUGCCUGUUAAUGUUUGCUUUUCCUGGAAACACUGGGUCUCCGCUGUGCCGCACCUAGUCACAAAAUGUGACGCUCUGUAGAUAAGCUGCGAGUUCAGCGAUGUGGUCGUUAGCUUCUAAAGCGAACUGAUAUUGUAUAACCACUAACUGGAAAAAUUAUACAGAUUUUUUGUGUGUCUUAAUUUAGAGUAAGGGCUAGAUAUGUGGUUCACAGUGUGGUUGGGGUUAUAUUAAAAAUCUAAAUAGAGACAAACAAUGUGGUGUUUAUGAGUUUGUGUGGAAAGCUGACAAAAUGAACACAACAGAGCCGGCAAGUUUAUCCACAGGUGCAAUGGCGAGUGAACACGCCCAGAAAGUUUACGGGAGUCCUCCCCAGUCCGAGCUUAGACUUGUGCUGCUUGGGAGAAUAGGAGCUGGGAAGAGUACAGUUGUUAAAACCAUUCUUGGCAGAGAUAAAUUCAGGAGUGAAGGAGUCACGUGUGUGAAGAAGCAGGGUGAGGUGGCUGGAAGGACAGUCAUUAUAGUGGACACCCCUGGCUGGGACUCUGUAAAACACACAUCCAAGCACAUCCAAGAAGAAAUUAAGAAUAGUGUGAUCCUAUGUCCUCCAGGACCCCAUGCUCUCCUUCUUGUGGUGCCUAUGGGCGACCAGCUCUCCUCCUCAGCCAGAAAGGCAAUUCAGUAUCAUAUAGAGCUGCUGUCAGUCAGGGCAUGGAAGUACACCAUGGUCUUGUUUGUUAGUGAUGCUGAGGAGAAAUGCACAUACAAUGAACAGAAUCAGAUGCUUGAGAGAGCUAACAGCAUUCUAGUAAAAUGUGGAGAAAGACACUUUCACUUUGAGGUUGGGAAUUCUACUACCCAGGUUACUGAGCUCCUGAAAAAGAUAGACGCCAUGGUAGCGGAAAAUUAUGAAGAUUUCUUUAUCCCACAAGUCUACUAUGAGCUUUUGGAGAGUAAAAUACCAAGAGAAGUGACUGAGCUAAUUAGAAUGUCUGAGGACCGAGUGAGCAGACUGGAACAGAGAUACAAAAGAGAGUUGAAGGAAAAGGAUGAACAACUGAGCAAGUAUAGAGAAGCAGAGAAGGCUACAGAAAUGUUGAAGAGGACAGAUAGCAGUAAGUGGCUUCCCCCUGACAUGAACACGGAGACCCAGGAAAGAACAGGGAUGCAGAAGGGUAAGACUGACCAGCAAACAGUGGCUCUACAGGCAAUCAAGCAAGGAUACAGAGAAGAGGCCCUGUCUGUGGUCCAGCACUAUGUCAAACCACUAAUGGUUAUAAUCACUUCAGUACUGGGAGCUCUCAUCGGAGCAGUGGCUGGAGCUCAACACGGAACUCUGGGGGCGUGUGUUGGGAUCCCUGUUGGCAUUGUUGUGGCUGUUCUUGGGUCUUAUGCUGUCCGUGGAGCCGCCACGGCUGCGAGGGAUGUCCCCGGCACGGUCAGUGUCAAGGGACCUGCCGUCCAGAACAGAGAUGAAGGAAAACCCUUCUACAUCAGUUCUCCGAGUGCGUUUAAUAAGGACCAGUGACCCUUUCUUUGCUAAAUGUCUCUUAAUAACAUAACGUGCAAUCGUCUCAUACUUGUUCACGUUUUCAAGAAGAUUCAGGAAGUUGAUGAAUGGGGGACCCAGAAAUGUGACCAAUCUCAAAUUCCUGUGGGCCACCAACCACAGGUUUUAACCGUGAUUAAACUCUAAUGUACAGGUACUGUUUACAUCUACCAGUGGCUGUCCCACUACCUACAGUGACUAUCUAAAGGUGAACUCAUUACCCGUGGCUGUCCCACUUACAGUGACUAUCUAAAGGUGAACUCAUUACCUGUGAGUGGCUCUGGAUGAAAGUAUCUAAUAAACAACAUAACAUUUAUGUUGUUCACAAUGAAACAAGCCUUUUGGGUUCUGAUGGGGUUCAAUGUUGGACAUUGAGGUGUCGUUGGGUGAAUGCAGAAUCUACUGUAGGUAGUGAUGAAUCAACUGCAAAUGAUCCCUGUAGUUGUAAUUAAUAGACUAGUAACAUGGUGUUGUGUGGCUACUACUGAGAUAUUGUUGUGUAAAUGCUAAUGAGAUGGUGUUGUGGAAAUUGUUUUUUCAUGCUAGUAAUAUGCCUGAGUUUCUAGAAACUGAAACAUUUAACAGAUGCAUUCAUUCUUAAAUCAAGUCAUUAGAAAUAUAAUCAUAUUAGGGAAAGUUAAGCUCAUGAAUCAAUCUUUGACAUCAUUUAACAUUUGAACAUUUAAAUUCUGCCUAUAAUCAAAGUUGCCUUCUGACACACAGUCCAUCCUGUUGGCAGAGCUUUAAAAGGAAGGUAGAGACAUUGUUUAAACUGUCUAAACAGAACAGAACUCUGCAGUGGAUAUUUUGCCAAUCUGAGGAUUGACAACAUUAACUUAAAUGUUAGGUUUUUCCCUCCAGACAUGGCAUUAGACUGUAAGUUUUCAACUUCAGUCCUAAAGGCUGAAACACUUCUGGGUUUCACCUUCUACUAAUUCAGGCCGGGGAUAGCGGCUCACUGCUACCGACUAUAAGAACAAAAACUGGAAGUGUUUGGGGCCCUCCAGGAUGGAAUAUGAAUUACCCUGCAUUAUAAAACAGGGCUGGUGGAGUUCCACACUCUUCGUUUUGGGUCCCCAUGUCUGAAAAUGAAUACCACUGUUCUACAAGCAUAGCUCAAGACACACCUGUUAUUUUUGACAGCACAUAUUAGCCGAAAUAAAUGUAACGAACCUUGUCAACAACAUACAUUUACAAUAAAUAUUUUGAAGAAAGGAGAUGAAACAAUGCCUGUGUGUUUCUGACAGCAAUGAUAUGAACAGUGAAAAAAACGUCUCACUCAUUCGGAUAGCCCAUAAAACAGCAUAGCACAACUGUUACCUCAUGGAUUUCUCCCGUUCCGACAUGGUCUUCUUGUAAGAAGUUGAAUAACACAUGAAUUGCAUCCCCUAACACUUCAGUUUGUAACAGUAGCGACGUAUUUAGCGACUCCGAGUGUCGUGCUGAGAAGUUGGUCGACGGGUACACAGGGUACCUUUAUGCAGCGCCGUCACGAGAAGGGGGUUUUAGUUUUGCUACUGAGAUGGUCUGUUUCACUACGAAUCAACAACAUGCGUUUAAUAGAGCAGUGCAUAUUAUGCUUUAUUGCAUUUUGGCACAGGUUAUAAGUAACAAAAACAUUACGGUUGUAAAUGGUUGGUGUGAUAAUGGUUGAAUGAAAGUAAAUUGAAAGUGUAGCAAACAAAUACAAACAAUGGAACUUGACAUGUUUUGAGGAGAUACUGCUAAAAAUGUUAAAAUGUUUUACGAUAAUUGAAAAUGAAAUGCCAUAAUUAAUUAUUUAAAAUAAAAACAUAAAAAAUAGACCACAUCAUUGCAUUGAAGGCAUAGAAAUAUGUACUGUACUAGUUUAACUGGAGAUAGUGCACUCAUGAAAUUGGAGUUGAACAGAUAAAGUUAAUAGAAAUAUUGUAUUGAAGGAACUGGGACAUAUGUAACUACCCAUCUUGCGUGGUCUGUUUUGGUGCUGAUUAAAUACAGGUUAUGUGGUACAAGAAUUAUGAAGUUUGAUAAGUUUGCCUCUUUGA
Esox lucius (northern pike) is the source of this 3627-nucleotide messenger RNA. RefSeq names its product GTPase IMAP family member 9-like. The record is from RefSeq and is a predicted model, not a curated record. The coding region runs from base 344 to 1579 and encodes 411 amino acids. The transcript has 4 exons. NCBI's taxonomy places the organism in Eukaryota, Metazoa, Chordata, Actinopteri, Esociformes, Esocidae. Gene Ontology annotation, molecular function: GTP binding.